Schistocerca gregaria is the source of this 1560-nucleotide messenger RNA. RefSeq lists its product as uncharacterized. The transcript is spliced from 6 exons. The record is from RefSeq and is a predicted model, not a curated record. Bases 1 to 1461 code for a protein of 486 amino acids. Lineage: Eukaryota; Metazoa; Arthropoda; Insecta; Orthoptera; Acrididae.
AUGAGUGAGACAGCACUGGAGGCGCGUCGCAGGGAGGCGCAGGAGGCGCACUCGGAGGCGGGCGAGCUCCGGAGGCAGCUGGCUCUGGUGCAGGGCUGCGCCGCGCUGCGGGGGCACUGGCUGGGCGCUGGAGCGGCAGGGAGCCUGUCCAGCAGGGAGCCUUCUGCCGAGGACGAGCAGCUGCACGGCAGGGAGGCGGCGCCGCAGGGCCUCACCAGCUGGUCGCAGCUGGCGGCCGCAGAGGCGCCGCCCACGCAGCAGGCGGAGGGGCUGGGGGAGCCGCGCCAAUCACCGCCGCCCAGCUCCACCGGCACGCGUUCUACGGACAGCCUGGAGCGUGGAUCGAUGGCAGGUGAGGAUCGCCUGCGCAGCCUCGAGGAAGGGAAUGAGCUGCAACGGGCGCGGCCGGGAGACGCCGGGCGCCUGAGUCCAUCCGGGCAGGUAGGUGGUGCUGGAGAGGGUUUCUAUCUACAAAACGCACAGAACCAAGAAGAGUGGGGCCAGUUGAACGUAAACAGAGACACACGUUCUGCUGACAGAGGUCAGGGUUCGCUAGUGGCUGAUGACGACGAUGAUGUCAUAACAGAGAAUGCUAAUAAUACGGAAACUGUUGGCAACUCGCCAGGCACGUUUUCAGAAAGCAAGUCUCAAAGCUGGCAUUCAACCUACGGGAAUAAAGAAGCUUCUGGCCGAUUUAGGCGUAUAGAUGCGUUAAGAAGUCCACGUUCACAGGUGGUCCACCAUGUUGUUGACAUAGAACCUGAUUUCAGUAGCGAUUUCAGACGGAGGGUUCCGAGAAGAAGAUCACGCUUUGGGAUGGGAGUAGAUCGAAUAGGAGAAGAAACAGGGUAUCCUUUAAAUUAUUCAGUCCCCAGUCAGCAGAUAUCGAGUUUCACUUACUCUAACGAAGGUGGAAACCAGUCUUGGCCAGCGUCGUACACCGAGAGAAAUCUGGACAACGCCGAAAUUACGCAGGACGUCGUCACUUGGGGCAUAACAGACAUUAAGGGUUCGGUGUUCGACAAAGUGAGGGAUCCCGAGGCGCCUAGAAGUCCACGUAGCUCCGGUACGAGGGCGAGAACGACGAAAUCGCGCUCGGUGAGGGCGAAGAAGACCUGGUCCAAACCGAGCGACGCCGGCAAGCUGUCUUCCGACACGAGCAGCGUGGAGUCGCCAGAGCGGAAGCCGGCUGGCGCCAGCUACUACGACAGGAUGGCGCAGCGCAUGGGCGGCGACUUGAGGGCCGUGCCCACCGGCGACCAGCGACCUACGGGGCAGCCCGCGUGGUCGCUCAGCCCGGUGCACGGAGAGGAAGGGCGCGGCGUGCGGAAGACGGCGUGGCGGCGGGUGAGGGCCAAGGCGAGGGGCAGCCUGUCCGAACAGACCGCCAGCGAGCUGGAGGAGAUCGACAGGAGGCGCCAGCUGAGGCAGCUUCAGCAUCUAGAAACUACAAGGGAGUGAAUGGUUACCCUGCAUGUUGGAAACUGAUCAAGAAUGAAGAGGAAGUAUGAGAAUAAAAAAAUUGUUAGUGUGAAAUAAACUGAAUAUUUUAACUUUAAA